Molecule: messenger RNA, 393 nt
Organism: Dermacentor albipictus
Lineage: Eukaryota; Metazoa; Arthropoda; Arachnida; Ixodida; Ixodidae
Product: myb/SANT-like DNA-binding domain-containing protein 3
Source: RefSeq, a predicted model, not a curated record
AUGGAGCGGCGCAAAAUUAACUUUACGGACGAAGAGCGCAUCAUCCUGAUGGAUCUGAUGGAGAGGCACCGCGAUGUGCUUGAGUGUAAAAGGACUGAUGCGGUGUCCAUCAACGCAAAGAACAAGACGGGGGAGAAGUUGGCCGAAGAAUUUAACAGUCGCCACAACGUGCGGCCACGAACGUCCAAGCAAUUAAAGAAGUGUUGGGACAACCUGAAAGAAAAGUGGCGCCGUGCCAAAGCCGAAGACACGCGUGAGAUAUUCAAAACAGGUGGUGGGGCCCCGGCGGGACGCCACAUGAAUGAUGAGUUGCUCAGGGUCGGUGCGGUGGCAACUCACAUGGCCACACGCCUUGUCAACCCAUUUGACAGUGACUGCACUGGGCAUCCAUGA